Messenger RNA from Brenthis ino (lesser marbled fritillary), 1104 nucleotides. Lineage: Eukaryota; Metazoa; Arthropoda; Insecta; Lepidoptera; Nymphalidae. The record is from the annotation of a GenBank genome assembly.
AUGGAAAGUGAACUGAAUAUUGAAACGACAGGAUCCAGUUGGACUGGUGGCUGGUUUACCUGGACUCGUCAGUCAGAUGUAAUGUUACGUAAUAUAGAACAAACAAUACUGUCAUGCGUGAAGACCGUGUAUAAGCGUUUCUAUGUAGAUAUUGGGUCAGUGGUGGGUGAAUGUGAUAAAAUAUGGACCAUUUCUUUGAACGACGAAUCCCCAAAGACGCCAUUGUUGAUGUUACACGGCAUGGGAGCUGGUGUAGCGCUUUGGUGUCCUAACUUGGACGCGUUUGCGGCGUCUCGACCGGUAUAUGCGAUAGAUUUACUAGGAUUUGGUCGUAGUUCCCGACCAAAGUUCGCGUCAGAGGCUGAGAAAGUUGAGGCGCAAUGGGUCGAAUCGGUAGAGGAAUGGAGACGCGAGGUCAAGAUCAAAGAGUUCAUACUCCUUGGACACAGCCUCGGGGGAUUCAUUGCUACGGCUUACGCAUUGAAAUAUCCUGAGAGAGUUCGACAUCUCAUCCUCGCAGAUCCAUGGGGUUUUCCAGAAAAACCAUCAAAUGUGUACGAAAAGUACCAAGUUCCGUUCUGGAUUCGAGCAGUGGCGACUGCGAUGCAGCCUCUCAAUCCCCUGUGGGCGGUGAGGGCGGCCGGACCCGCGGGGAAAUGGCUAGUUAGCAAGACAAGACCAGAUAUAUCUAGGAAAUAUCUAAAUUAUGUACCUAACGCCGAGACUGUUAUACCUGAAUAUAUAUACCAAUGUAACUCGCAAACGCCCAGCGGUGAAAGCGCCUUCCACUCGUUAAUGCACGGGUUCGGGUGGGCCAAGAACCCGAUGGUGCACCGCGCGGCGCAGCUCGACCCCGCGCUGCCCGUCACCGUGCUGUACGGCUCGCGCUCGUGGGUCGACAACAGCACCGGCCAGCUGCUCAGCGAGCACCGGCCUGAUUCCAAGACAUACGUACAGGUCAUAAAUGGUGCGGGCCACCAUGUCUACCUGGACAAGCCGGAGCAGUUCAAUAGAUUUGUAUUAGAGGCAUGUUCUCUAGCGGAUGAAGCACCGAGAAAACUUCAAAACAAACCCGAUACAGAUAACAUUAAUGGAACGCCAUCU